AUGGUUGAGCACUGUCCUGUUCAUAAUAGCGAAGUCUAUCUGUUAGGAUUGACACCGCGUCCUACUGUUCCACCUCCUUCUCCACCGUCUCCAUCAACUCCGACGGAAGCCGAACCAAACACCAUUAUCGAUGAGCUCUGCCUGGACGAUGUUGAGGCGUUUGAAAAUACCCCGGAAACGGACUCGCUUACCAAGCAAAGACUCUCGGGUGCCGUCCAUGUCCUAAACACGGAAGCGACUGCUCUGCGGAGCCUCACCCACCUAUACAAGACCGAUGCCACGGCGACACAGGGAUUUGACGCCGCGGUAGGCGCUAUAACGAGGCACGGAGGCGAACGGGGUAGCAAGCUAGUCAUCUGUGGCGUAGGGAAAUCUGGUCACAUCGCCAAAAAGCUCGUUGCUACCUUCAACAGCCUCGGGGUACACGCAACGUUUCUACACCCCACCGAAGCCCUACACGGCGACCUAGGCAAGAUCGGGAAGCAUGACACAGUCCUCUUCAUCACCUUCUCGGGAAAGACGGCGGAGCUACUUGCGCUGCUGCCGCACCUGGACGCCGCACUCCCCGUUAUCGUGCUAACCUCGCACACCCAUCCCGACGCCUGCGAGAUCAUCCGCCGCCGCCCGGACGCCAUCCUCCUCCCGGCCCCAAUCCACGAGCCUGAAACGGCGUCGUUCGGAGUUUCGGCCCCCACGACUUCGACGACAACAGCCCUAGCACUCGGAGACGCCCUAGCGGUAGUUGCCUCUAGCGAAACGCACGCUGCCGUGCCUUCCGUCUUCGCCCGCAACCAUCCCGGCGGUGCUAUUGGCCAGGACGCACGCAAACCCCGCCUUCUCCGCGAAAUUGCGGUUCCGCUUGCCGAGAUCCCCGUCUGGUCGCCUCCUAACAAGAGCACCAACACUACUACCCCCCUAGACCCGAACACGAAUAAUUGCGACUCAAUCGACAAUGGGGCCUGCGGCGCAGACAUCCUAAAAUUAGGCUACGACUCACGAUCUGGAUGGGCACGCAUCGGCAACGCAAUCGCCUCGCCCAGCCGCGUCAGGAAGCUCGACACGAAAUCCCUCACGUCCCGCGUAUCUGCGAUUCCGGACCUGCUGGUCGAACGCGGUGAGUGGAUUAGCAUACGUGCCGACACACGCAUCAGCCAGGCCGCGGAGUGGCUGCGGGAACCGCUUAGAUCCCCCGGCUACGGCGGGGAGGCGGCUUGUAAAGAAGAUUCGGUGCUAGCGGUCGUGGAGGAUGGUGAGGUUGUUGGGGUUUUGGAAGCGGGAAGGCUUUUGGAGUGGCAGGAGUGA
Messenger RNA from Annulohypoxylon maeteangense, 1302 nucleotides. Its product is annotated as SIS domain-containing protein. NCBI's taxonomy places the organism in Eukaryota, Fungi, Ascomycota, Sordariomycetes, Xylariales, Hypoxylaceae. The transcript has a single exon. Gene Ontology annotation, molecular function: carbohydrate derivative binding. The coding region runs from base 1 to 1302 and encodes 433 amino acids. The record is from RefSeq and is a predicted model, not a curated record. Gene Ontology annotation, biological process: carbohydrate derivative metabolic process.